CACAGCCCGGUGACAUAAUAAAGAGCCGACAUGUUCUUGGGAGUUUACAUUUUAGUGAUUGCAAACUGGAGGCAGAUGUGUCUCCUAUAGUGCGGCCAAUCCGGCUGUGACCUGGCCAGACAGAACGGUUAUAUGACUCCAUGAGGAUGGAGAAAGACAGGAACCAGAUGACUGAUAGGAUACUGAACAUCACCCUGGAGAUCAUCUACUUGCUGACCGGAGAGGAUUAUGUACCUUCAAAGAAGACUGGUGAUGACGCGGCGCCCAGCAGUAGUCACCCCCCUGUCUCGGAGGGUUCAAGCCGGAGCCAGAGCCCCAGCACAGAAUCUCCAGCUCCCUCCCUGACACCUGAGAGAGAUGACAAGAAGAUUCUACAACUGACCAACAAGAUCAUUGAGCUGCUGACGGGAGAGGUUCCCGUAAGGUGUGAGGAUGUCGCUGUCUACUUAUCCAUGGAGGAGUGGGAAUAUUUUGAAGGACACAAGGAUCUGUACACUGAAGCCAUGAUGAAAGGCCAUCAACCUCGGGCUCCACAGGAUGACUUAAAUCCUAAAGGUUCUGCAGUAUUCCAUCCUACAUUUCAGUCCAUCAGGGGCAUCAGAGGAAUUGUCCCUAGGCCCAUCCCGCGGACAGAAUACCUGACAAUAUAUAACCCAAGUGAGAAGCCAGGAAGAUCCGUGAGCACCGAGUCAGAUGAUUCCUCUUCGUGUGAUGAUGACGAUGACGAGGAUGAGGAUGACUAUGACGAAGAUCUCCACAACGCUGAGCUCUACAUACAGGCUCAGUACACGUCUUCUAAUGCCCAAGCUCCAGAGUCUGACUCAAGCGACGAUGAGGAUGUCAUCUACAUCUCCACAGAACACACUCAAACCAAACGUCCGAUGUUCUAUAGAAGAGAAGAACCAGUCUCUCGCCAAGAAAUGAACCUUCAACACCUCUACAUCCCUCGGGCCCUUGGCUACAGGCCAAACCCGAUCCGGCAACCCCCCAAAACCAUCAUCAACAACGCUCCGAAAAUGAGUGCCAUGCUAAUGAGGCACAACGCGCUCAACCGGGCCAUUCACAUCAAGCCAGCUCCAACCCCAUCACUCCAGGCGAUGCCCAUGCCCCGAAGGCUCUACAACUGUUCCGAAUGUUCCAAGCUCUUCCCUACCAACGCAGAUCUGAUGAGACACCAGAGGCUCCAUAAGAAGAAGAAGCUGACGUGCAACCAGUGUGGCAAAAUCUUCCCAUACAAGUCGCACUUGGUCCGCCACCAGAGCGUCCACACCGGGGAGCGGGCCUUCGUCUGCUCCGAGUGCGGCGAGAACUUCAUCUGUAAGUCGCACCUGGUCACCCACCUGAGGAUCCACACGCGGGAAAAGCCGCUCGUCUGCCAAGACUGCGGCAAGCACUUCUCCUGCAAUUCGGCGCUCAUCACCCACCGCCGAAUCCACACCGGCGAGAAGCCCUUCGUCUGCCCCAUAUGCGGGAAGGCUUUCGCCCAGAGCUCCAACCUCCUUUCCCACCAGAGAGGCCACACCGGCGUUAAGAAAUUCAUCUGCAGAGAGUGCGGCAAGAGCUUCGCACAGAAAAACGACUUGAAUAGACACUUGAAAAUUCAUAGAGGACAAAUCGCAUUUCCACAGAUGUAGACGGAGUAGUUUUUCUUUUCUUUUUUAUUUUUUGUUUAUGUUUUCUUUCGGAAAUAAAAGCUUGUUAACCUUU
Messenger RNA from Rana temporaria (common frog), 1707 nucleotides. Its product is annotated as zinc finger protein 189-like. Bases 141 to 1634 code for a protein of 497 amino acids. The record is from RefSeq and is a predicted model, not a curated record. Gene Ontology annotation, cellular component: nucleus. Gene Ontology annotation, molecular function: DNA-binding transcription factor activity, RNA polymerase II-specific; RNA polymerase II cis-regulatory region sequence-specific DNA binding. Gene Ontology annotation, biological process: central nervous system development; regulation of transcription by RNA polymerase II. NCBI's taxonomy places the organism in Eukaryota, Metazoa, Chordata, Amphibia, Anura, Ranidae. The transcript has 5 exons.